Molecule: messenger RNA, 560 nt
Organism: Pocillopora meandrina
Lineage: Eukaryota; Metazoa; Cnidaria; Anthozoa; Scleractinia; Pocilloporidae
Source: the annotation of a GenBank genome assembly
AAUAAGGUUGGUGGUCUUCUGCAACCAAUUGACAAACGGCUUGUAGACAAGAUUGAAGAGCUUGUUGGUGAAGGUGUUAAAACUGUUGAUGAAAUGAAAAGACACCUUAAACAGUUUGUGAAAUGUGAACUUUUCCAGGGCAGACUCCACCUCCUAUUACAAACAGGCGCUUCUAUCCCACAGAUGUGGAUGUCAGGAACCACAUGUACCGGGCAUCGGUAAAAAAAUUGCUGUCCAAAGUGGAUCAGGAAAACCUGCAAAGGAAAAUAGAAAAUUGGCGUGAGGAGCAUCCUGAGGACUCGUUCUAUUUUCGACCCAGUGCUCUGUCUACCUCAGCUACUGCCGAAACAGGAAGUGAAACAGAUGAGACUUGUGAGCAGACUGAAGAACUCCUCUUUGCACAUCAAACAGCCUGGCAGAAACAUCUUAUGAAUCUUUAUGGAAAUGAAAUAUCCCUCCUUGAUGCAACCUACAAGACAAUGAGAUAUGACCUACCAUUAUUUCUUCUGGUUGUCAAGACAAAUGUUAACUACACGGUUGUGGGAUGUUUUAUAAUUCAA